This is a messenger RNA of Suillus paluster, 918 nucleotides long. RefSeq names its product Alpha/Beta hydrolase protein. The transcript is spliced from 6 exons. The record is from RefSeq and is a predicted model, not a curated record. The coding region runs from base 1 to 918 and encodes 305 amino acids. NCBI's taxonomy places the organism in Eukaryota, Fungi, Basidiomycota, Agaricomycetes, Boletales, Suillaceae.
AUGGACAAUUACUCUAUCUUGCAACUUCCAGAUGGAACUCAGUUAGCCUACGAGGUGCUUGGCUCAGACCGCAAAGGGGCACCAGUGCCGCUCGUGUUCGUUGGCGGCGUCACAUCCUGUCGGGGGGACACCGAGAAAAUAUCAUCGCUGCUAGCCAAAAAUCGACAAGUGUUGAUCUAUGACCACAGAGGCAUGGGGGAUUCUAGGGCUCGCAAGGAUGACUCUUUUACUCUCGACACACUGGCAAGAGACCUUCUGUCUCUAAUUAAGCAUCUUCAAUGGAGCGAGGUUGCUCUGUGCGGACAUUCCAUGGGAGGCAUGAUUGUUCAGUGUCUUUUAUUCUUACCCUUUCAUCGCACGAAUCCGACUCCCCUACAUUUUCGUGUGACACACGUUGUACUUGCUUGUACCGCAUUCACACCCACUCUGGACCCAGGAUACGGACUAAAGUUCGCGCCCAGACCGAAAGGACCAUUGACACUGGAAACAAUCAGGGAAACGGUGCGCCUCAGUAUGCCCCAAAAUUAUGACCCCGAGUGGUUUGCUAGUGAAGCCAACCAAGCGAGAAUAGAAGAACUCAUAGAUCGCGGAUUAAUUGGAAGGCCAUUCAAGACCAUAGUACAGCAACGGCGAGCAGUCUCCCGAUUUGACUUCACAGGGUGUCAUUCUCAUUUGUCGCCGGACACACAAUUCAUGAUCAUCCACGGCGAACUCGAUCAGAUCUUGCCUUUCUCCAAUGUUCAGGGCUUUUUGAAGAUCAUUCCAUGGGCACGUACGGUGCCGGUAGGAGAUGGAACAGGUUCAGUACCACAUCAUCGCUUCGGUCACGAUUACAUCGAGUACUUCGAUCCCCAGGUUUGGUAUGGCGUUUUCGAAGCGUUUUUGCAGCUCAGGGGUGGGGAGAAGGCUCGGAUGUGA